Molecule: messenger RNA, 2652 nt
Organism: Echinococcus granulosus
Lineage: Eukaryota; Metazoa; Platyhelminthes; Cestoda; Cyclophyllidea; Taeniidae
Exons: 14
Coding region: 1-2652 (883 amino acids)
Source: RefSeq, a predicted model, not a curated record
AUGGAUGGCAACACCUCGUACGUAUCAAAGGAGAAGUAUACGGCUCUCGCCAAUGAAAUACGAAAAUGGGAGGAUGAUUUGUGGCACACUAGGCGCCAGAAAAGCCGACCACGAGUUUCUGGUAGCGCUGACAAGACACCUGAUGGUGCUUCAAAAAAGAGCCAUUUCAGAGAAAGUCUUUCAUCUGUCACACCGGCCCACGUCUCAUCGUUACGGCAAUUUUGGGAGGGUCUUAUGAGCAAAGAAACUCUAAAUACGGUCACUGAAAGACCUCCACUCCGACCAAUUCAGCCGCCUACUUUUUCUUUAGAAAAACGUGGGAUGCCUGAUGUUGGCGGAGUCCCAGCUUGCAACGAAAAUUUGCUGAUGGAAUCUAUUGAUGUCGGGAUCCCUGAACUACCGCCGCCUCCUGUUGGAAUCGAGGAACCACUGGCCCCCACAGCGGACAUUCUAGCGGAUUUGCCACCACCACCUCUACUUCCAGAUGUGGAGGAAGGUGUCCGCUCCAAAUCGGCCGGUUUUAUCGACCUCUCGAAAUCUCCUAAACGCGAAUACUUUGUUCCCGAGUGUCCAAGCACCACCCAGCCAGUAUUCCCGCACCGUUACUACAGUCGACCACGACUCGGUGCCUACACAAACAGUGCCGGCGGUGGUUUAAGUCGCGGCGUUCUCCGCAACUGGCCGAACUGCAGCAACCUCAAUGAGAGUCCUCCAAUGGAGGCAGCCAACGCGCAGCUGCCACGCCAGCGCUCUGUCACCUUUGAAUCGAAGCCAGGCUCCGCUCCUGGUGAUUCGGAGGUAGAGAUUGAAGGGGAGGUACCCAAUGUGAGUAGCGCUGCCUCUUCCGCCCCUAACUCUUCCUCACGAGGGCACAGUUCCGUCCCUAACGAUCCUGGAGAAAGGUACAAGUAUGUGGAUGGAGACUCCUUCGGCAUUCUGGAAAGUGCCGCUCGUCUUGCCAACUCCGCGGAUCGUCUCAAUCGAAAUUGUUGCCGUUCUCGGCGCUCCUCUUCCGCAGCGGCUGAGAGAUCGACAUCAUCGGCUUCGGAUACUGACGAGGUGAGCAGCAUGAGUAGCAGCAGUCGUGCAAGUUCGUCUGAUGACGACAGUAGCGAAGGUGACUCGGUGAACUCAGAGCCGACCAGCAAUCGCCCCUCCUUCACUGCCACAGCCGCGCUCGUCUCACCGUCAUCCUCUUCGAGAGGACGAAAGUCGUCGGAUGCGCCGCGGCGAAUGAGUCGGGAGGCCUCGGCCCUCCUCGACUUCGUUUGCCCACCAACGCCUAUCACGAGGGGAGGCCGUCCAUCACGUAGCAAUACUGAAAUCGCCGCGGCGGAGGCAGUCACCUUGCGCAGGUUGGAGCGAAUGAAGGACAUCGCCGAUCUCAUCACUCGCGAGAAGUCGUUAAUCAUGGAACUAAGCACCGAGCUCACCGAACUGCACUCCUCUGCUAAGGCCGUCGCGACUGGCAAAUCGGCCAAAUCCAGCAGCAGCGCAUCUGUUCCUGUUGGCGAAGCUACCCUGAUUGAUCUUAACCUACGUUUCCUGCUGGCAUCCCAUCCGGUUGAAUGGGUUACUACCAGUGGCGUGGAACAAAAGCCGGUAGUAGUUCCCAAUGCCAUUCCUGACUCACGCAAAUUCUGUCAGCGACGGCAGGCAUUGUUAGAGGAGCUGGCUCUACUGCACAAGGGUUCACCGGUGAUGGUGCCGCCGAUGCGUGGAGAGCCGUUGCGGGCGCGGUUGCAACUACAUGCUGUUCGGGUGGCGCUGAAGCCACUUCUCCCUGGCGGUAGUAGUGGUAGCGGUGGCGGCUAUGUGGUCGUUGGAGUGGGUGAGAGGCUACGGACUGUGGAUGGUGGGCGACCAGUGAAGUAUCACAUCCUUGCCGUACUCAAAUGCGUUGGUGAAGGGAGGAUCUACCACACCCAGACGGUGACACUCAUGCGGGUGGCUGAUCUUCCAGCUGGUACUGUUCGGGGCGCCGCUUUCGUCGAUCUCCUCGCGGAUAUUGAUAUCGUGCCCCUGCGUCCAGACUUUGUCAUUAACAUCGAGGUCUACUGCCUGCAGACGGGUGGCAGUGGGGGUAUUGGUAGUAGUGGCGGUCGUGGUACCUCAACGGAUCGCCAGCAGUCUUCAGGUCUCCAGACGCCGGUGUCGAGAAGAACUAACAUCUCAAUUAUGGAGAAAUCGCCUAUCAUUUCAUCUGCUAAGAAGUGCGGUGGGUUGCAUAUGUCUUCCUUGCUGCUCUCAUCGAAAAAGAGGAAGUACUACGUUUCACAACCAAAGGAAGAUAUAGAUUUGUCUGCUGCCUUCACUCUGCUCUCCUCGGUGAGUCUUCGUCAUCACGACGAUCUUCUGUUCGGUCGACUGCCGCGUGCCAGGCCUGGCGGUGUAGGAGGAGUCGGGGAUGGGAACAGCACAGUGGGUGCAUACGCGUUUGCAGCAGCAGAGGGGCAGGAGACGGGUGAAGUGGCUGGUGGAGGGGACCAUGUAGAGAUGCCACUGUACCUGGACGGGCUUCCUCGAUCUUCCCCACUUGCCGGCCCACUCGGCUUCGUCGACAUUACGGUACGGCUACAAUCUGCGGUCCUCAAACGGGGGUUUUUGGUGAGUUGCCGGCUCAUUCUCCAUCAUCGGUUAAUCUCGUUAUAG